AUAAAAGUAUAUAUAAAAUUUAUAGUAGAAAGUAUAUAUGUAGAUAUAAAAUAUCUGAAUACUUUCACUGUUUUGAUACGAUUCUUAUUGUCCGAUAAUUUUGUUUACCGCUUAUAAAGAUCGACUGUAAAAGUAAAACAUAGUUACUGACAAUGCAAAGAAUGUUAUGGGUUUUACUUUUUGCUGCUCAGAUAUUCUGUAGUUGUGGAAAAGUAAUUCUUUUACGUGGAGAAUCAUAUCAUAUUAAUUCAAAUGUAAGUGAGAGAAAAUAUAUAUGUCUGUCAAAAGAUGACGGCGGCGCACUUGUAGUNAAUGACGAUAUAAAACAAUAUCAGCAAGGAACUCUUACUUCUAAGCCAAUUAUCGAAAAGUCUCAGAAUACACUUAAAUACAAUACUUGGAUAAAUUGCAAACUGCCAGAACUUGCACAAAACUCUACAAAACUUAACAAACCAAACUGUUUAGAAUCUUGGUCUCUAGAAAACUGGAGUCUCACGGAUUCUUCGGAAACAUUUAUGGGUCCGGUAUUUGAUCAACGAUGGGAAGACUUUCUCGAAUUGAAGCAAAACUUUUUUUGGUACGACUUUUCAACGGCAGGUGCGGCGUCUAUUUCAAUUCGUUCAAGGCGGGACAUACAGAUUUUUAUCUGUCUCAUUAAUAAGAGCAAAGAAUCGUAUACAGAUGAUGAUGUGUGGAAGAAUUGUUUUCGGAUACUAUUAAAAUACAAGACAAAAUCCAGCAUCGAAUUCUGCAAAUUUGUUUCUAUGCAAAAGUUUCCUAAUACUAGUAUAUGGGAUUUAAAGUCUAUCAAUCACAAUUGCUCUUCCUCCAUCACAACUUGCGAAAAAUGGAUGUCAUUAUCUGCGACUGAAUGGCGAACGUUCGUCAUUUCAUGGGAUUUCUGGAAAAGAAAUAUUUCUGUUUAUGGUACUAAUAACGAAGUGCUUACAUUUGAA
Messenger RNA from Pseudomyrmex gracilis, 956 nucleotides. RefSeq lists its product as uncharacterized. NCBI's taxonomy places the organism in Eukaryota, Metazoa, Arthropoda, Insecta, Hymenoptera, Formicidae. The transcript has 4 exons. The annotation marks the transcript as partial. The record is from RefSeq and is a predicted model, not a curated record.